AUGUAAAAAACCUAUAAUUAAGUGAAAAUAGAAGAUUGUAAUUAAAUAGAAAAAGAAACCAAAAGUUCAACUCUAUUAGGAUCUAAAAUAUAUUCUUAAUACAAUUACAGAUGGAUCAUUUUAACAUGUUAUCUUUUAGUCGUAUUUAUAAACGGUAUUUCAUAUUAAACCUUUAUUCCCAAUGCAAAAUAAGUAUUAGUUUAUAAACUAAUUAUAGUUUGUAUAAUUAUAUGAUGUAGAUGAAUAAAUCAUAACUCUAACUGGUACUAUAUAUCUGAUUAUGUAGCCUUUAUUUACUUUUUUUGCAUCUUCAAGUAUUUAAUCUACAUAUAAUUAGUCAUUGUUAAGAAGGGUUUUGUUGUAUCAACGAAUUUAGGUGUAAUAUUAACAAUAGUUGGUUAUGGAAUUAGACUCUUAAUUAAUAAAUACUCUUUUAUUUUUGCCAUUUUAGGUUAAGCAUUUUUAGGAAUAUCAAGACCUUUUAUUUUAAAUGGUUAGACAACUAUGGCAUAAAAUUGGUUCUUUCCUUCAAAUCGUACAGCAGUCUUGGCUGCAUGUAAUGCAUUUUAAUCAUUUUCAAUGGUUAUUAGUGUAUUAUGGCCAGCGAAUUGGAUUUUUAAAGAUUAUUCUUACAAUAAGUAAAAUUAAUAGGAAGGUUUGGAUCUAUCAAUAUAACUCUAAUACUAAUAAUUCUUUUUUAGUCUGACUCUUCUUCCUGUUUUUUUUCUCAUAAAAAAUAACCCAAAAACUCCUCCUUCUGGAUUUGCUAAUUCUGAUCAUGAUGUAGGAUUCUACCAAUCAAUUAUUAAGCUUUUAACAAACAAAAAUUUUAUUUUGAUUCUUUUUACUUUUAGUCUUUUUUUUGGAACAAAAAAAGGGUUUGGUCUGAUUUUACCAUACAUAAUGUCUCCUUUUGGAUUUGUAGAUACUGAUUAUUCAAUAGCCUCUACUAUGUUAAUUAUAGGAGGAUUUUUUUCAGCAGGGUGUGUGUCUAAAUUAGUAUUAAAAUUUAAGAAAUAUAAAACUAUUGGAAUUACUUUAUUUAUUAUCUCACUUGCUUUAACACUACUCAUGUAUCCUAUUUUAAUGGUAGAACGAUUAAUUCCAUUAUGCAUCUAAUAACUUCUCUUAGGAUUCUUUAUAAUUCCUAUGGUGCCAGUUUUAAUUGAAUAUAGUUGUGAAUCUAUAUAUCCUUUGAAUGGUAGUUUCUCUGUCGGAGUGAUGGUCUCAGGAGUAACCAUUGUUGCCAUGUUAAGUAGUAUAUUACUAACAUUUACAUCAAAAGGUUAGGAUAGCGAUAAGAAUAGUAUAUUUAACACAUAUAUUAUAUUUUGUUGUAUAUAAUUAACAGGCUUCAUUUUGUUUUUAUUUACAAAGGAAAUAUUGAAUCGAAGUAAAGAGGUUUAAUAAAGAGCUUAAUCAAAAUAAAGUGUAUUUUAUUGUUAAUAGCAAUUGAAAGAUUCAAUUGUAAACCCAAAUGGAGUAUAUAAUGAAUAAAUUGUGGGUGAUUAUCCAACAGAACAUCCAAUAUUGGAUUCUCAUGAAUUUAUUUAGAAUCCUGAAGUUUUAAAUCCUGAUUUUAUAGAAUAAAUGUAGAAUGAUGAAUAGAGUUGA
Molecule: messenger RNA, 1614 nt
Organism: Paramecium pentaurelia
Lineage: Eukaryota; Ciliophora; Oligohymenophorea; Peniculida; Parameciidae
Source: the annotation of a GenBank genome assembly